GCGGGGCUUGGGCCGUUGGCUCCGGCGGCGGCGCUUCCGGGUGGCGAGGGGGCGAUGGCGCUGCCCUGGCUGCAGCGUGUCGAGCUUGCGUUCUUUGCUGUCGCCUUCCUGUGCGGAGCCGUGGCGGCCGUGGCGCUGACCCGGACCCAGGUGCGGCUGCGGGUCGGGGCCGACCAUCGGGUCGGGAUUUCUGCAUCAGGGGAGACCAGAACUUGUGAGGCAUCUCUGAAGCUCAUUGUAUUUUGUAAUUACCGCCUAUUUCCUGAUCCUUCUGGUCACUGCAGCUUCUUUCCACAGGGCUCCUUCAGUGGUAGCUGUCCCCUGUAUGGUGUGGCCACCCUCAAUGGCUCCUCCCUGGCCUUGUCCCGACCCUCAGCCCCAUCCCUCUGCUACUUUGUGGCUGGGGUCUCUGGCCUGCUGGCCCUCUACUGUCUCCUGCUUCUGUUCUUCUGGGUGUACAGCAGCUGCAUCGAGGACUCCCACAGAGGUCCAAUAGGGCUCCGCAUUGCACUGGCCAUCUCAACUGUAGCCAUCUUCUUGGUCUUAGUGUCGGCCUGUAUCGUUCGAUUUGGCACCAGUUCCCUCUGCAAAUCCAUCAUCUCCCAGAACAUAACUAGCUGCUCUGAUGCCCAGAAAACUCCAUGGAGACCCCCUGGAACCGCUCUGCAGUUUUACUCCAACCUACACAAUGCUGAAACCUCUUCUUGGGUGAAUCUGGUAUUGUGGUGUGUGGUCUUGGUGCUCCAGGUCGUGCAGUGGAAGUCUGAAGCCACCCCACACCAGCCUCUGGAGAGGAGGGACCCUGUGUGGAGCUCUGAAACAGAUGCUCUUGUUGGGCCACGCCUUUCCCAUUCCUGAAGAUUAACCAAAGAGUACAUCUGCAGCCAGAGUCCAUGCCCAAGUGCCUGCAAUCCUCUUGCCCCCACAUGGCCCUGUUUAUGCUGGGAGCCUGAGUUUUCCCUCCAGGAGGGAAACAUGAUGACAGACCCCUCUUCCUACAGCUGUUUUUGUACCAAAGUAUUAUAUUACUCUUUCUUCA
This is a messenger RNA of Hippopotamus amphibius kiboko, 1039 nucleotides long. RefSeq names its product transmembrane protein 179B (gene TMEM179B). The record is from RefSeq and is a predicted model, not a curated record. The coding region runs from base 55 to 858 and encodes 267 amino acids. The transcript has 6 exons. NCBI's taxonomy places the organism in Eukaryota, Metazoa, Chordata, Mammalia, Artiodactyla, Hippopotamidae.